Lolium rigidum is the source of this 990-nucleotide messenger RNA. RefSeq lists its product as uncharacterized. Lineage: Eukaryota; Viridiplantae; Streptophyta; Magnoliopsida; Poales; Poaceae. The transcript is spliced from 2 exons. The record is from RefSeq and is a predicted model, not a curated record. The coding region runs from base 32 to 697 and encodes 221 amino acids.
CCUCUCCCUCUCCCUCGACGAGCUCCAGGCCAUGGCGACCAUCCGCGUCGACUCUCUUCUGGAGUUGGAGACGAUAGCGAAGAAGCUGUUCGGCGCGCGUCGUAUUCAGUUGCCUAUGCUCACUAGGCUGCGUGACGCACCAGAUGCUCUUGCAAUCGUCGAGGCGCUCUGCUCUGAUUACGCCUGGGAAGUCGUGGGGGGCACAGGCCGUCUCUCCGCCGCCGCCAAGGUGGAAGAGGAGCUCAACCUCAUAGGAGAGGUAACCAUUCCUCGCCUGGAGAUUGACAUCACCACUGAAGGUCAGGGUUCCAAGGCAGAUCCAAAGAGUGUUGGUGAGCAGCAUGAGGCUAUGCGUCGUAUUGUCCACCAAGUGAGCAAGCUCAAGGAGAUGUCCGGGGAAGUCAGUAAUCCGCUAGUGUCGUCAGUGGAGAAGCUUGUCACCACCGUCACUGACGUCCUGGUUGACCUUCCCAUUACAGAGGACCAGCUGGACAUGAUGAAGAAGGAGGUUGAGAAUAUCCGGGACUCCACAGUUCACCUGGAGGAUGAGGAGGAAAAAGAACCAGAGAUGCUGCAGGAGAGCGAGGAAUCAGAGCAGCAGCAGCAGCAGCAGCAGCUUUGGGCUGACCAAGCGGCACAAGAGCAGGAAGGGGCUGAUCAAGCUGAAGAGAGUACAGGUUCCUGCACCCCCAUCUGAGUGAGGGCUCCGAAUGAAUCCUGUUGUUAUAACUAGAGUGUGUAACUGAACUGCUCGAGUGAACAGAAAGUAGUUUGCUUCAUUCAUCAAGGUCCUGUAGUCUGUACUGUGACUUACUUAUCCUUGGAACUGUGAUGCUUCAUUUCGCCACUUGUUGUUGUUUAUUGCUUCACCGCUAUUGCUUAUCAUAUGGAUGCUCGAGUGAACAGAAAGUAGUUUGCUUCAUUCAUCAAGGUCCUGUAGUCUGUACUGUGACUUACUUAUCCUUGAAACCGUGAUGCCUCAUUUCGCCA